AUGAUUCGAAGUGUUUUGGGACUUUCAGCGAUUAUAAUAUUGGUUAAAUGCCAAGCAGAUCCGUUUGCCGAUUUCCAAGCAACACGGGAAAAAGAAAAUGAGAUGAUUUUGAGCACCAGAGGUACGAAUUUCUAUACUGAAGAUAUUUUGAUAUUGAAGAAAUAUCAUUGAAAAUAAUUUUUUAAAUUUUUUUUGAAAGAAAAUGUUUGAAAAUAUUAUAAAUCUAAAAAAUUUGUAGGAUUUGCUUACAUCACCGCCACCUUCAUUUUCUUCGUUCUCGCAAUUCUUGUUUAUUUCCACGUGGCCGCCGUUCGCCGUGCUCGUUUAAUGGAACAAUAUGCCGAACAGUAAGUUAUCACUUUUUUGUUUUUCAAUGUCUCAGACAGAAUAAAGUAACCUUUGAUCAUUUGGUUAUCAACAAGGAACAUGAAUAUAAAUUGUAGUACGGUUCUAUCGAUUUUUCAUGUUUGUUGUCAAUGUCAACAAGAAAGAAAGAGUUGUUUAUCUUUGAAACGUAACAUAUGAGUUUUAACUAUAGUUUAGGGGAAAGAAGGCUGACAUGAGAGAGAGAAAGAGGAAAUUAAGGAUUAUUGAUUCAGAAAAAAGUUAGUUACUAGAACUUAUUGAAAAAUGCUGACAUGUCAUAUUUUUCGAUAAGUUCAAAUUUUUCUCUAGUUAUCAAAUUUCAUAGUGUGUAAUUCAUUAGCCAAACUGUUAGAUCUUCUGGUAGAUCAAAAAGGUAACCUUUGCUGUCAAGAUUAUAAAAAAUAAUUUUCCAAAAAUAAAAUUUGAGGCGCUAUGAUUCAAGAAAAUUAGCUAUGCAAUUUUUAUAAAAUAUACCAAACCCAAUAAAAUCGAAAAGUGUGUUUGUAGUUUUCAAACCCUUUCAACUCAAUCUCUCUAAUUUUAAGAUUUCAGCGGAAUUUUCGCUGAAUGGUCACCACUUCUAAUCGAUAACAAGCAUAUUCAACCACCGCCACCAUAUGAGCAAGUUGUUUGA
This is a messenger RNA of Caenorhabditis angaria, 1000 nucleotides long. Lineage: Eukaryota; Metazoa; Nematoda; Chromadorea; Rhabditida; Rhabditidae. The record is from the annotation of a GenBank genome assembly.